Messenger RNA from Cucurbita pepo subsp. pepo (vegetable marrow), 672 nucleotides. The record is from RefSeq and is a predicted model, not a curated record. Lineage: Eukaryota; Viridiplantae; Streptophyta; Magnoliopsida; Cucurbitales; Cucurbitaceae.
UCGGCUCUGUUUUUCCUUCUUCUUCUUCUUCUUCUUCGUCUUGGAUCUUGAGUUCCUUCAAUGACGAUGAAGAUUCCAAUGGCCUUUUUUACAGUAGCUUCCAUUCUGAUUUCAAUGGCGGAUUCAAGAGCUUGCGAUUUUCCGGCGAUUUACAAUUUCGGCGAUUCCAAUUCCGAUACCGGCGGAAUCUCCGCCGCGUUUUACCCUACCAUUUUGCCCUGCGGCGAGACGUUCUUCCAUAAAACCGCCGGUCGAGGCUGCGACGGCCGCCUCAUCAUCGAUUUCAUUGCAAAGCAUCUAGAGUUGCCUUACUUAAGCGCAUACCUAAAUUCAAUUGGAGCAAAUUUUCGACACGGUGCAAACUUUGCGACGGGUGGUUCCACAAUUCGGAAUCAAAACGAAUCGGUGUUUGAGAAUGGAGUCAGCCCGUUUUCACUCGAUAUUCAAGUCGUACAGUUUCGUCAGUUCAAAAAUCGUACUAUCGAUCGAUAUCGUGAAGAAACAAAUGACUUUAUUAGAAGCACUCUUCCGAUACCAGAAGACUUCUCCAAGGCUCUUUUCACCAUCGAUAUUGGUCAGAACGAUCUCUCUGCUGGAUUUCGAAAAAUGACAAACGACCAAUUUCGAAGGGCAAUUCCUAAUAUCAUUGGAGAAUUUGCAGCCGCCAUUGAA